AAUUGCCUAAGGAUGCUUGUUGCAUUUUACUGCCUUUUGGAAAUAGUUGAAAAGUCCAAGAGAUAGUUAGGCGAUGUAAUAAUGUAUAGUUUAUCAUGUACAAGGGAAGGAACAUUUGGGUUUGUGUAUUGGCCAAUCACACCCAAUAAAAUAUUCUCAAACGGGUGGACAGACUUGGCCCAAACGUGGUACUUCUGGAAAUAGCUUCACCCAAACGGAGACAGAAGUGACCAAACACAGAAAUGGCUUCGCCUGUCAUCUUGGUUGCUGUUUUGCUAUCAUUACAAGCUGUUGCAGCCAAUGCCUAUUACGGCAAAGUAAUAGGACAGCUGAGCACCCUAGACUACCAGGUGUCAGGAACUGUCUACGCCGUGGACGAAACCACGGUCAUGAUUCGGGGGUUCAACUACAACGGGGCUGCACCUGAUGCCUUCCUGUGGGUGGGAACCACAAACUCCCCUAGUGGCAGCGGACAGCCGCUUUACCUUGAUUCAAGUCAAACAAAACUGGGUGCAUACAAUGAUGCUGUACUGGUUGUUUCCAUGCCCACCGGCAACAAAAUCACAGAUUUCAAAUGGCUGUCCGUCUGGUGUAGGCAGGUUGGAGUCAAUUUCGGUGACGUGACCAUCCCGGCCAACUUUGAGCUGCCGGCCGCACAUGACCUGGGUGCUCUCGCGGGUGUUGCUCAUGACGUGAAUGCUGACAAGGUCAUCAUCUUAGAUGCCAACACUCUACGCUUUGAAAACUUGAUGUACGACGGCACCGGACCCGACACCUAUUUCUGGGCCGGGGAAACCCAGGUACCAGACGAGAACGGUUUUGCCCUCACGUGGAGACAAGGCAACAGUCAGAUAAUACCUCGCGCAUUCAAUGGCGAGACCAUCAUCGUCAAAAUCCCCCUGCCCCGGACUGUCUACAACAUUUCCUACGUUAGCCUGUGGUGCCACCAGGCCAGGGUAGAUUUUGGCCACCUCAAGAUCAAUGGCUCGCUGCUCAACGUGCCGGCGGUGGUCGGCAACGACGGCGAGGACUACCACGGCCCACUGAUCGGGGAGUUCCUCAGCCUGGCCCACGGGGUGGCCGGCAAAGUGUACGCGGUGGACCAAACACGGAUCAUGGUGCGGGAAUUCUCGUACGACGGAACGGCACCAGAUGCCUUUCUGUGGGUGGGGAACACCGACCUCCCAAGCCCAGUGGGGAUGCCGCUGUACCUCGAUGACAGGCGAGAGAAGUUGGGUGCGUACGAGAAUGGCGUCAUUAUUGUGGAAUUAGUAAACGGAUCAAAGAUUACAGACUUCAAAUGGCUCUCUGUUUGGUGUGUGGAGUUUGAGGUCGAUUUUGGCUACGUCAACAUCUCUGCCAAUUUGGCAUUGCCCGACAAGGCUGACCUGGGCCCUUUGCCGACCUUGGCCCACGAAGUGAAAGCUGACGCCGUCUUCGUCUUAGACUCCAAGACAUUCCUCUUCGUCAAUUUCUUCUACGAUGGCCAGGGGCCAGACACCUAUUUUUGGGUUGGAAACACUGUGGAUCCAGACGAAAAUGGCUACCCACUGAAAUGGAAGGAGGGGGACAAUCAGAUAAUCCCCGUAGGCAGGGUGUUCAGCGGGGAGAACGUGACUGCCCGUCUCGCCCCUGACAUGACCAUCUUUGACGUCACCUACGUCAGCGUCUGGUGCCAGCAGGCCAAGGUGGACUUUGGCCACGUCAAGUUCAGCCCCCAGCUGUUGAACAUUCCGCCCUUCUUGGGCAUGGGAGAAAUGUCCGAGUACCCAAACUGCGCGGUGAUGAUAGACGACGAGUUCCAGGCCAGCUGGAUGAUCAGCGGCUCCAGCAUCCAGAUCCGGCUGAGCGGGCGGGUGGGCAAGGAGCAGUACCUGGCCUUUGGGGUCAGCGGCUCCACCACCAGGACCCUGAUGGACGGCUCGGACGUGGCUGUAGUCUGGGAGAAGCAAGACGGCACAAUUGGUGUCGUCGAUUACAAUCUGCAGUCAAAGCAACAGUGCACAGUGAGAGGUAACGGGGAGUGGGUGGGAGCCUGCGAGGACACCGUCUUCAAUGGGGCAGACAACGUGGAAUUUGUGACUUAUUCCAACGUUGAUGGCAUCAGGCAUUUUACGUACACUCGACAGCUUGUCACAGGCGAUUCCCUCGACAAGGCUAUUCCCAUCGAUCAGGAGGUGUACAUCUCCUGGGCAGUUGGCUCCAUCAACUCAGGCGGCAGAGUUGCCAAGCACACCAAGGCGCCUUUCAAUGAUGUCAAGCUGAACUUCGGGAGCGCCUCGUCCUCGUGUCCCCCCUUCACGACGAGUGCGACGCCCCCGCCGGACCUACCCGGCUGGCCCAAGCAACGCAUCAAUAAUGAGCAAGAGCUACGGGUGGAGAUCGGGCAGAACGGCGGACGGCGGGGCUACGAGGCCAUCACGGGUAAAGUCGGCUGGGGUAUCGCGUGGUUUGUCAACGGCCUUCUCAUUCCGGAGAUCUACGUCGUGCGCGGUGUCAAUUACACCUUCACUGUCUUUGGGGGUGACGACCCCGUCCAGUCGGCCAGUUAUCACCCCUUUUACAUCACCAACGACACUAUCGGCGGCUACGCACAGCAGACCGAUGAAGAGAAACGGAAUGCUGUGAUAUAUGCGGGACCACACACUGGCCCUUACUGUGAAUGGAAAGCAAAGGUGCCAGGAACCUCCCCAGACCAGUACAUCAACUUCCCUGAGUUCAAGGAGAGUCUCCAGUUGGACUGCAGAGAUCCCAGUGCUGAGGGCACGACCUUUUCCUGGAUGCCGGACGACAACACGCCCGAUGUCGUCUAUUAUCAAUGUUACACCCAUCGGUUCCUAGGCUGGAAGAUUUUCGUCACCGACACUGCAGUGACCCUGGAGCCCACCACGCUGCCGACGCGCCCCGGGACCAAGGUUGGAGAGACUCUGCCGCCCAAGGUCACCCCAGACAGCGGGGCUGACCGGACAGUGGCAACAUCGCUGGCUACACUUGUCAUCAGCUUGGUCGGGUUGCUGACAUUUUACUAACACCUCAGCUUGGGUGGGAUUGGGUGGGGAUAGGUAGGAGGGUUUCUGGGUACUAAACGAACCAUCAAAAUGGGUGUGCGUAUCUGUCUCAAUCCUUGUGUGGACCUGUGCACAAAAAAGAGUCCUCAUAGUGCAGGCAGCAAGGACCUUACAUCAUGUUUAUAGGUUCACAUUGAGGCAAUUUACGAGGACUUGGGGGGGAGUUAACAGAAAACUUAAAUUAAAAGAGGAUUUUACAGUGUGAGUUAAAAAAGGGUUUCUUCGUCUGGUUUUUCCUCACUGAAAACAGCAACCUCGUCAAACAAUUCUGAAAACUGUUGUUAUUCUCACAAAUUACAGCCACCAAAUGGUGUAAAUUUUGUUGACACAAACAGAAAGUUACUAACACUCCAUAGGAGAGUUUAUUUAGGAAUCUUGGAGAGAUUCAGAGAUAGUGUUCCACACUCUUACAAGUUUUUACAUUGUCUUAAAAAAAUCAAUUGCUUAUUUUCAUUUGUUUAUCAAUGCAAUCAUAUUUGCCUAGUCUAUGAUAUGAUGUAGCUAACGUUAACUCCAGUAAUCUUAACUUAAGUGCACUGAUUGAUUCAAACUGAUCUAAGCUGAUUUUGAUCAUCUUGCAGAACCAUACUUGUUGCACUGUUUAUUAACAAUUGGAAUGACUUUUUAUUACCAAUUCAGUUUUGUCUGAAUUUAUAAUCAAUUAGUUUGUCACUUUUGUUUGUGUUAAUUUUGUUCUGUUCAUUUCGGUUGACUUGUUCUGUGGCACACAGAAUGUGCAGUCGUUUUCCUAUUGUUUUAAUGUCACAUUUUAGUUGUUAUUUUUUUUUAAUGAAAGAACGAUUAUUGUAUUGACCAGACUCCUACUUGCUCUUUCUCCGAAUCGGCUGCAUCUGGAGCGCUGGUCCUCGUUGACAGAGCUCAGCAUACGUCAUUCAUGCAAGGAAGCCGCCGACACAGACAAGAGCCCGAGAUUUUGUUGAAAAGCCCCCUUCGGUUCAGACACGCGUGAUAAAUAUGGCUCGCACCUACCAGUUUUGAGCACCCAUGGUCCCAAUCGUUUUCCAACAGACUCUCUUCCUCCCUAGCUCUAGUUGAUUUGUGGCUGUGCCUGAGUUACUUGGCUGUGGUUGGAAAGAAAGAGCAGAUAUGACCACAGAAGCCGACAGCUGUUGGCGUGGACAGGAUUUUUUUCCAAAAUGGCAAACACUUUUCCGGUGGGAGGAGGGGCAGAAACUCUCACCAGCAAGCAACUUACUGGUUUAUCAUUAGCAGAGGCAGGGAACCUCUUUGGGGGGGGGUUUGUAAUUGGUGAUUUUCAUCCCCUUUCAUCUCUUGUUCGUUCAUUUCUUUUGCAUUCUUUUCAUUUUGUUCCAUUUUAUGACUCUCUGUUUCCGGAGGGGAGCGCCGCUCUACCCCCGUGACGCCCAAGCCGGUAGCACGCUAGCAGUUACCCAUCUUCCCUAUAUAAGUGUGUGUAUUAUAAGGUUAUGAACUGGGUACCGCGUUUCACUAUAAUUAUGUUGAGUUUAUCUUGUCGGGCCUACAGUUUUGAUUGACCUGUAUUUCUGUUCAUCCAACCGUGCAUUCAGCGCCAGUCAGGUUGAUUAAUUAUAAGAGGCAACAAACAGGUGUUAUCUGUUUCCGGAGAGUGGGGACCCCCGAUAAAUAUUCCGGGGAAAACGUGCGGAAUCAGGUUUGGACUGAGUAAUUUUAGAACCAAAUCCACACAGUUACAGACCUAGGUGGGAUUCGGAUAACUUAAAAAUAAUUCCUGAGAGAAAUAUGACCCCUGGAUAAACAUGUAUUUGAUUGUUGCAAUGGGGAUGGUACUGUCUAAUUAAUUUUUUUUAAGUUACAUUAUUUUGCGUAAAGUAACGUUACACAGUAUUAGGUCCUCAGUCUUUCAAUCAAAAGCGUAACUUGGCAGCCAUGUUUAUGUACUGAAUUGUAUUAGUUGCAACACAGUUUAGUAGCAUCUUUCCUGUUUGACGCAUUUUAAGUUAUAACUUAAGGUUCAGUGGAAUUUCUAUGUUCAGUGUCCGUGAAUUUAUUUCUAUGUACUUGUGAAUUUUCAAACACGCACUUUCCGUCUUUGCUGUACCGAACGGAAGUGCACGUCACACAGAAGGAGGGAUGUGUUUUCGUGACACCUGGGAAGGGGGGAGUUUCCUUGCAGGGCGAUCUUAUGGCAGAUAAUCAAAACAGAUAUUUCAAUAAGAUCAUUGUAAGAGUCUUGCAGGUGAUAUAUAUUCCGAGGAUAAUUGCUAUUUCAAUCCUGAUUUAAUUUGUAAGAGAGAGUUACGAUGUUAUUUUGUUACAAUCCCUACUACUUUCGUAUUGAUUUUACAUGCAUUCACAUAAUGGUUGAUGACAUUUGUGAAACUGUUGAACAUAACUGCUUUUUUAAAUGCUGGUGUAAGUAAAAUAUCAGAAUUCUGUGGACCUGAU
This is a messenger RNA of Acanthaster planci (crown-of-thorns starfish), 5477 nucleotides long. Its product is annotated as protein Skeletor. The record is from RefSeq and is a predicted model, not a curated record. NCBI's taxonomy places the organism in Eukaryota, Metazoa, Echinodermata, Asteroidea, Valvatida, Acanthasteridae.